AGCCGGGCCUACAUUGUAACAUACCAUAUAUCAGUUGAUACAAGAGUUAUUAUAAGCUGUACAAGACCAAAACAAGCACUAUCUUGUGGCACAUUGGAUGGUACCUUUUGACACAAUUAGUGAAUUCAAUCAAAAUUUCAUCCUGUAAAUAAGUUUCAGAAAACACACAUUCAACUGAUUUAAAGGCUUAAAAGAUACGCCUUCAUUUCUACUAGUCAAUAUUCAAUCAAGAUGUCUGUAUUGGAAGCAUUGCAGUUUAUGGAUAAAAAAGAUCUCGAGUGUGCCAUCUGCCUCAGCAGGUUUCACCAACCAAAGACACUGAAAUGCAUGCACACCUAUUGUCUACAGUGUAUCCAGAAAGAGGUAGAAACUCAUGGGAAGAUGAAAUGCCCAAUAUGUGGACAAGAACAUGGUUUAACAAAUGAAGAUGUAAAACAGCUCACUUCAAAUACAAUGACAAGUAAUUUACUAGAGUAUGUUAUGAAAACAGAGGAUCAAAAACCAACUAACUGCUCUUUCUGUGACAACCAACCAGCAUACCACUGCUCAACAUGUCAACUGUAUCUAUGUGGAGCUCAAUGUCUCAAACAACACAAGGCAGUACCUUCAACUAAGGAUCAUACACUUUACACACUGGAUAUCAUGGAGGAACAGGAUAACAGCUUAAACAUACACACAAAAUGCCCAGCUCAUUGCAACACCACACUGGAAUUUUACUGCUCCACUUGCAACAAAUCAGCAUGCAAGAAAUGUGAACAAACCAACCACUGUUACCAAAAAGAACACAAAGUUAUGCUAAUGUCAACAGCUGUAGAUGAGUUUAACAAAGAAGCCAGUGAAGUUGUCAAGCUAGCUAAUGAAGUUGAAAAUAUAUUAACAGAGAGACUAGAAUUUAUUGCUAAAGGCAGAUCAGUACAUGAUUCCCAACUAAACUUAUGCAGAAUAGCCAUUGGAAUUCAGGAGAAGAAACUGAUCAAAAAAGUUCAAGAGAAAAGCAAAGACUUAAUGUCAAACAUUGAUGAGAUACACAAACAAAUGAACAAAAAUAAUAAUACUGAAGUUAAAGAUAUUGAUUUAAGGCUGAAGCAAGUGAAUAAUGUGAUAUCUUUAAUCAAUUCAGUGUUGAACAAACCAGAACAAAGACAAAAUAUUGGAUGCUAUAAGACAAUUAUCAAUGCUGUUAGAGAAGAAGUCCUAGGUACUGAUUUUCAAAAAUUAUUUCAUAAAGAAAGUAUUAUACCAAAUUUCAUUCCAUCUACACAUAUGGAUGACUUGAUGAACACGGAAGGCAUCGGUAAAAUCACAACUGCUAAUGGCAUUUACAAAGUUGCUGAAGGUGGUAAAGAAAUUAGUGUCACAAAAGGACAAUCAUUUGUAGUGGAAGUAUGUAGUCUGGCAGAAAGUGAUGAAUACAAAUUAGAAGCACUUUUAAUAAACUCAGACGAAGAAUUAGAAACCGAGGUAGAAUACCAGGGAAGGGAAGAGUACAAAAUAACAGGUAGUUGCAAUUUGGAAGGUGAUUGGCAAAUGAAGAUAACAGCUGGAGUUGCACACAUCAAAGGAUCUCCAGUGAAUAUCAAGGUGGAGACAUUGGGACUUGUUCAUACCAUUGAUAACAUAUCAGAUUAUAAAGAACAUAACAAAACAGAAAGAGUGACAGAUGUAGCAUUAGAUACAGAUGGAUGUAUAUUAGUAUCAAGCAAUAGUAAAGAUAUAUUGAAGUUCGACCAAUCAGGUUCAUUUGUUGCUAGGAUAGAGGUUCCGGUACCACAAGAUGUAAAGGUCUACACAAUGCAUCCAGUGGGUAAUGGUCAAAUGUUGUAUGGUGACAGCUUAGAAAAAUGUGUUGUAAUGUGUGAUGAUAAAUUUCAAAAAAUUCGUUCAUUUGGUAAAGGAAUGUUAAAAAUUCCAAAGGGUUUAACUGUAAACAAGGUAACCAGGGUUCUGUAUGUAGUAGAUUAUGAUGCUCACUGUAUUUAUAAAUUUAAUGUUGAUGAUGGUAGACUGCUGGGCAAGAUAGGUUCAAUGGGUAGUAGAGUAGGCCAAAUGCUGCAACCAAUACAUGUCGCUUUAAAUAAGAAAGGUCAUGUGUUCGUUUCUGACACUGGAAAUAAAAGAAUACAAUUAUUUGAUACUAAUGAUAAGUUUAUUAGAAUCCUUGAACCUAAACGAGUGAAGUCAAAUCUUGCUAUUAAGUGUAGGCGUAAUAGUAAACCAUUAUUUGUAUCUGAUUCCAAUUCUUCUGAAGUUGAUGAUGAUAGCAUUGAAGUUUCAGAACCUCUUGCUGUAACCAUUGAUUUUGAUGAAAAUAUAUUAGUAUCAUCAUUUAAUCAUAAAUUACAAUUAUUUGAUAAAGAUGGUGGCUUCAUAAAACAAAUAGAUAUUGAAGAUGAUGGAGUAGAUUUUCCAUGUGGAAUCACUGCAAUCUGUGAUAGACCAAGAAGAGUAGCAGUUGCAAAUCACAAAGCCAACAACAUUAACAUAUUUAACUACUGAAUGACAGCACCCCAGGACAGAGCUUUGGAAAUCAGUGAUAUUUGGUUAUCCUUGUUUAAACUAUGACCAUCUACCCCCAGUCAACCCGGCCGGAACAGCUACGGGAACAGCAGCACAACCAAACAAAGCGAUCAACAUCCGUAUCACAGCAAAUGCUUAAUCAGCUUUAUUAGGGCAUCCAUACAGUUCUUAAUCAUUCAUAAAGAUGAUUUUCUUAAAUCCAAACAUUGGGACAUUACAGUCCAAAUGGUUUAUCUCAGAACCAAAUACCAUCAAUUAAAUUUGUAGUAUUAUAUGCCACAUAGUGAACCAAAAGCUUUUUAUGAUUAACUAUUAAUGUCAAUUCACCAUGCAAACCUUCAAGAAAUGUAUUGUGACUUAAUGAUUACGUCAAUAUGUAAAUAUUUUUUAUAUAUUUCAUGUAUACACUGAUUUAGAAACAGACUUUUCUCAGUUUUAUGUGAUAUUUGUUGGCUUUAGCAAUCAAGAGGCCUAUUACAAAUGAAUGAAUUGAGACACAAUAGGCCAUUUAAAGCUACUGUACAUAAAUAACUCUACUAAUAUCAAAUAAAAUACAAUUAUUUACUGUAAUAUAAAAUAAAAUACAAUUUAAAAUAGAUAUACAGGUAAAUAAUAUUAUUAUGAAACCCUGGGUUCUCAAACAAUGGGUAGCGGCCCAAACUUUUCUGAGGGUCACAAGACCUCUGACCAAAGAAAUGAAACUUUGAAGAACUGGACAUUGGUAGUUGGUGUAUUAUAAAUUUUUGUCUUCUAAUACUAAUUGCUGGUUCUAGAAUACCUGAGUGAUGACCAUUUAUUAUCCCAUCCCCAUAGUUUGUUUAAAUGGUCAUGAGCAUAGGCGAGCUGGACUUGCAUUGUUGGAGACUAUGAAUUGUUGUUCAAACACCAAUAACCCAAGCCCAAGUUCACAUUGUUAUUACAUUUUAGGAAUUUCUGAAAGGUGUGAAUUUCUAUCUUCAGCCCCUUUUUUAAUUUCACUUCUUUUUUGCAGGAAUUCUCUGCCGAAACCAAAAUAUACAAAUGGAUGUUUGCAGUAUACACCAAUUUCUCUCAAAAUUUUGCAA
Anneissia japonica is the source of this 3581-nucleotide messenger RNA. RefSeq names its product tripartite motif-containing protein 2-like. Gene Ontology annotation, biological process: positive regulation of DNA-templated transcription. Gene Ontology annotation, molecular function: zinc ion binding; ubiquitin-protein transferase activity; protein binding. Gene Ontology annotation, cellular component: nucleoplasm; chromatin. The record is from RefSeq and is a predicted model, not a curated record. The transcript has 3 exons. The coding region runs from base 232 to 2496 and encodes 754 amino acids. Lineage: Eukaryota; Metazoa; Echinodermata; Crinoidea; Comatulida; Comatulidae.